Entrophospora sp. SA101 is the source of this 246-nucleotide messenger RNA. The record is from the annotation of a GenBank genome assembly. Lineage: Eukaryota; Fungi; Glomeromycota; Glomeromycetes; Entrophosporales; Entrophosporaceae.
AUGACUUUUAUCACUUUUAAAGAUGAUGCUAAAAAUAUUGUUGAAAAGAAACCCAAACAUAAAAAAAAAUCAAAUAUUGUUAUUAAUAAAAAGGUUAUUGAUCAAGUGAAAUCUAGAUAUACAAAAACUGCUGAUGGAAACCAUAAUGUAACUCUUAAUUACAAUUUAUGGCUACAAAGUCUUGGUGUUAGUGAAGAAGGAAAAAACUUAAAUGAUUAUAUGACUUCAUGUAUAUUCAGAACAUAG